This is a messenger RNA of Colletes gigas, 10922 nucleotides long. RefSeq names its product protein stoned-B-like. Gene Ontology annotation, molecular function: clathrin-cargo adaptor activity. The record is from RefSeq and is a predicted model, not a curated record. Gene Ontology annotation, biological process: synaptic vesicle endocytosis; clathrin-dependent endocytosis; regulation of endocytosis. The coding region runs from base 425 to 6817 and encodes 2130 amino acids. The transcript has 14 exons. NCBI's taxonomy places the organism in Eukaryota, Metazoa, Arthropoda, Insecta, Hymenoptera, Colletidae. Gene Ontology annotation, cellular component: synaptic vesicle; AP-2 adaptor complex.
AGUACGAGGUGAGUCGGCUUCGCUUUCGGCAGGGCCUUCGCGGCUCUCCACGCCCCGGUUUCUAUCCGAUUUUCCUUGAAACGAGAACACGAAAAUACCUCUUACAACAUUUCGGCCUCGAUCCGUCCCGUUCCCGCGAGCUUUUCGACCCUCUGUUCGCCGUGUCCACCGUCCAACCAUCGCUUCCUCUUCCACGGUACGAUCGCCUCCCUCUCUCCCAGAAAGCCUCCCCCGUCUGCCCAUUCUUCCGCUUGUUCUUCUCGGUUAGUGUGCUGGUUCGUUCGGGACGAAGUGCGCGAAACGUCCGCGGAUGAAGAACGUGGGUCUCGAGCCACGGGGAUGACUCGAAAAAAAUGUGCGUCGAACCAAUGUGGCUGACGAGGCUGGAAUCAGGCCUCGCGCGAUCCACGGUAGCUGUUAAAGGAUGCACAAGCUAGCCAAAGGCCUGAAGAAGAAGAAAAAGCAGAAGAAGGGCAAGAAGGGGGCAGAGGAAGAAGAGUUCGAUCCAGAGGAGCUCGAGAGUUAUAGGCGAUCGCGGGCAUUGGCCCAGACGAACGUCGAGUCAUCCGGCGAGCAGGCCAGCAACGCCGGUUCCGACGAGUGGAAGAAGUUCGAGGCAUUGACCGCCGGCGUAGACUCGAUCCUCAAGAAGACCCAGGGUGACCUCGACCGCAUCAAGUCGACCUCGUUCUUCCAACGAAAACCGCCGUUGAACGAGAAGAAGGAGCACGAAGAGGAGACCCAGGAGGAGCCCGACAAGAAAACAUCCUCCAAGAAGUGGGUGGGUUUCGACGAGGAGGGGAAUCCGAUCGAGGGGGAGCCACCAGACUUCGAGGGGAAAUCAGCCAAGGAGAAACCGUUGGUCAGCGAGGACGGUUUCGUCGAGGUUCCGGACGACGACGAUGAACCGGAGGUUUCCGGGGACGAGGACAUCUUCGACACCACCUACGUUGACGUUCUUCAGAAUAUCGACGUUCAACUAGCCUACAUUCCGGAUAGCCCAACCGAGGAGGAGGCUGGGGACGAUCCGUUCGACACUACCAGCGCGGACAAGGUUCUCAAGACAGUCGACAGCAAGGGGAAGAAGCUGGUUAGUUUAGCAAACGCGGUAGAGGUACUGUCCGGACGAAUCGACUACGUAAGUACGUGCAAGAUCUCGAAAAGCAGAAAACCGAGGCUCCAGCAGGACUUGUUGUUGGACGAUUUCGAGGAGAGUGCUACCUUAGAGGAGAACGUAACCGCCGAGCCCGUUCAAGCGGAGAAGACCUUGUUGGACGAUGACAGCGACCUCCCGGACAUUCCUGUAGAUUUAACAAAGCUUCCCACUGUAUUGCCCAAACCGGUCACUCAGGAGACUGUCGCCGAGAGCAAACCACCGAACGAGCCGCUCGAUAUCUCAGAGUUCGAGGUUCUGAAGGAGAAGACCAUCUUGGAAGAGAUCCCCGACUUGUACGACGCAGAGUUCGACCUAACAGACGCGCCUGACGAGCUGCCGCGUCUCGAAGAGGCCGAGGAUCCGUUCGGUAGCAAAGAACCGGAGACCGUAGACUUCCAGUCGGAGAUAGCAGAGGCUAGCUUCGUCGCAGCCACAUUCGCCAACGAGGAGGACCCUUUCGACACCACCUUCGCCGAUAACAUCCUUCCCGGCAAGACAGAGUUGAAGUUCAUCGAGGAGGAGCUCGAUAAUCUCCCGCCUCAUCCUGUCUCGGACGUGACGAUCUCGUUGACCGACCCAGCUGGACUCAACAGGGACUACGAGACAGGUUUACUGACCGUAGAGAAUGAGAACGGUACCGUCGUGGGUCUGCAGGCGAAGAGAGACCUUCUAGGAGGAUCGACCACCGACUUGAGCCAAUUAGCCGACCAGCCCAUCGCGCCCGUAGAGGACAUCACCUACGUGGAUCCGUUCGACACAUCGACCGUUCAGGAGAUUCCACUCGGGAGAACAGAGUUGAAAUUCCUCGAGAAGGAACUGCUAGGUGAUCAGAACCAACCAUCGAGCGUUCUAGAGGACGACGACGACGACUUCGAUCCGAGAAAAGACGAGCAACCGGAAGUAAUAGGACCAACAUCAUCGAGUCACCCGUGUAGACCGCCGCCACCGACAUUCACCGUUGACUUUAACGAUCAACAACAAACGAAGGAAGGGUCUGAGCCAACGGACGAGCAACCGGAAGCAACAGAGGCUAAGGCGACACCAUCGAAUCACCCGUCUAGACCCCCACCGCCGACCGUAGCGCCUCAGCCAACGUUCACCGUCGACUUUAACGACAAACAAACGAAAGAAGAGACUGCCGUUAACGUCGAUUUCGCACGGAGGUCCUCCAGGCCUGAAGUUCUCAAAUUGGCACCCGCCAAGGCGGUCGUCUUCGAAUUACCAACACCGUCCAAAAGACCAGAUCUCCUAGCCACCACCGAAGAGGAGAAAGCGUUACACUCGAAGCCGCUCACGCCGUAUUACACCCAAAAGUCCAUCGAGGAGGUUUUGCCCAACGAGGAAGAGGAAGCAGAAGACGUCGAUCCGUUCGACACGAGCUUCGUAGCCAAGGUAGCGCCGGGUAAGACAGAGCUGAAGUUGAUCGAGUCGGAGCUUCUGAAGCAGCAGCAAUUCGAGUUGCCGCAUAGUUACAGCGACCACGAUUUCGAUCCCAGAGGCGAGAGCGAGGCAAUCCGAAGGCAAAGCGAUUUCACGGCCGCCUCUGUCAGGCCGAGCGACCUGAAGAUCGGCGAAUUACAGAGCACCGUAUUGCAGAAGUUCGAGGAACAGCAACGAUCCAAGGAGCCGCUACAACGACAGGAGAGCCUGUUGGACGCGAAGAUCGAGGUAGACGCGAAGCCGCUGACGCCGAAGAUCGAGGCGAAACCACCCAUCGAGGAUUGUGAGAUCUCGUACAACGACCCCUUCGAUACGUCCAUCGCUAGCAACAUCCUUCCGGGCAAGGCGGAGCUGAAAGUGCUGGAAAGCGAGCUGGAACAGAUCUCCGGCGAGAUAGCCGUUCGUCCUGCGCCGAUCAACUUGACGGCGAUCAUAGCAACCGCGGUACCGGAUAUCGACGACUUCAAUCCGAGGGCGGGAGAGCAGACGGAAUCGCAGGACUUCCUGUCCAUCGACGACCAGAACCACGCGGCGAAGGUCCUCACGCCUCAGCAGAACGAGAGCUUCGCUUUAGAGGGGGAGCUGGAUCCUUUCGACACCAGUUUCGCUACGCUAGGGCCGGGGAAGACCGAAUUGAAGCUACUCGAGUCCGAAUUGAUGGACAAAAUCGCUUUAGCCACCAUGGAUUCGAAAGGGGGAAAUCCGUUCCUGAUGGACGACUACGAGGCCGAGCCGGACGACAGGCUCGCGGGCCAAGGCACCUCGAACCCGUUUCUGCAGGACUUCGGGGACGUGGAGACCAUGGCCCCUGGGGAGAAUCCGUUUCUAAAUUACACCGCGGAUCAAUCGUACCAGUCGCAGAUCCCCGUCGACUCGACGAAUCCCUUCGCCUCGUUCGGCGAGGACGCGCCCGCCACCGAUACACCAGCGACCAACAUAUUCACUAGCCAAGGCACAGACAUGUUUGCGACCACCGAAACCGCCGAACCGAACGCGAACUUGUUCGACGCGGACGUCCUGUCGCAGGCCUCCCAAGAGAUCUUCGGUCAGCCUGCGGAUCUUGCGACCCCGGUCACGUCACCCCCGCAACCGAAAAACGGGAAGCCCGUGCCGUCCAGGCCGCCCCCGCCUAGGCCCCAACCGCCAGCACCUCCCAAACACACCAAGGAUCUGAUUUUAUCCGUCACCGGCGCCAUGGACGCCACCUCGAAUCAUUUGUUGGAUCGGUUACAGGCAACCAGAACGCCCAGCCCCACUCUGAUGCACUCUCCAUCCCCUACGCCGGAGCACAGUUUCGCGGACCUCUUGGACGUCGACUCAAACGUGCCAGACUUGAUGUCGGACGAUGCCAAAAUGGUGGACACGCCCCAGAACCAAGAUAUUCUCGAUCUGUUCGACGCGCCCAACACGGACACCACCACCGUCACGAUCUUCAGCACCUCGAUGGCCACAGGCGACACCACAAGUUUGGUCACCGACUCCACGGCUCAGGAUAAUCCGUUCGCGUGCAUCGCCGAGCAAGAAACGUCCGCCGCUCAGCCAGAGGACGGGUUCCAAUCGGACUAUCCGGAAACCGCGUCCAUCACCAGCGAGAAGAGGCCUUCCGUCGCCUCGACGACCGGAUGUCUGGGAUCCGAGGCCUUGGACAACGUCGGAUUGGACUUCGCCACGGAGGCUCCGAGCGUCCGGGAAAGUCGGCCUUCGAUCACCGCCGCCGAUCUUUUCUCCGCGAGCACCGCCGAUCAGCAAUUCUCCACCGCCACCUCCUCUGAGUCCGCGUUCUUUUCCGUCGCGGAGACGACCAUCACGACCACCACGACCACCGCGGAGCCUCUGUUCGCCGCCUCAGACGUCCCCUCUCAGCCCAGCGGACCGUUCGCCUCGGAUUUGCUGGGCGAUUUUGGCGAACCCAGCGCAGACAUGCCCGUCCCAAUAGCUUCCAGCCCGAUACCCGGCGCCGAGUUUCCCCUCACCGAGGCGUACAGGCCCGAGGAGCACCUGGACAACUUCGCAGUCACCGCAAAAACCAUCGAGAACACCAGCGACGUCUUCGACAUCUUCGCUUCCAAGUUCGAUAAGGCUGCUGAACCGGACGGCAACGCGGAUCCAUUCAUGGACGCUUUCGGGGGCGGGCCGACCGCCAUGGACACGUCCAGCGACGUUUGGGGUGAUUCGAGCGCGACCGUGUCGGAGAGAACGGUGACCGGUUUCGGGGAAGCCGAUGGGUUCGACUCGUUCUUGAGCAUGACCGCUCCACCGCAGGAAGCCAAGGUUAAAAGAGCCGAAUCCGCGGACUCUGACGACGGUCCUGACUUCAGUGUAUUCAUCAAGCCGAAAGAGGGCGAUCAAAGUGGGGUGAUCGAAGGAGGGCCUGUGCCUGUAUUGGCUCCACCGCCCAAAAGCCCGCAGAAUACUGCGUACGCCGACACUUCGCCGCGAUUCAAUCCUUUCGAUAAGUCGGGAUUCGUACAAGAUGCCGUAGCCCCUGAAGACACCGCUCAGCCGGCGGAGCUCACGAGGACGGAUUCUCAAGAAACUCCACCCACUCCCCUAUUCGACGAGGACGUUAGUCAACCGUUGGAAGACUUCCCGAGAGUAACUUACACGGGCGAUGGCUGGGAGAUGCAUCUGCGUCAGCCGAUCAAGAAAAAGAUCACGGGCCAACGAUUCUGGAAGAAGGUCUUCGUGAAGCUCGUCUAUCAAGGCGACAACCCGGCCCUAGUAAUGUAUAUCAACAGGGAUGACAAGGAUCCGUUGCAGGAGCUGCCUCUCCUGCCCUGUUAUUCGGUAUCUGACAUCGGAGCUCAACAAUUCGACCAGUACGGCAAGAUAUUUACGGUGAAGCUGCAGUACAUCUUCUACAAGGGACGACCUGGUAUUCGACCGGGUCAAGUGACUAAAGCGGAGAGGUUGACGAACAAGCUCAGCCAGUUCGCCGCGUAUGCCAUCCAGGGUGACUACCAAGGCGUCAAGGAGUUCGGCAGUGAUCUGAAGAAACUGGGUCUGCCGGUCGAACACGCCCCACAGAUCUCUCAGCUGUUCAAACUCGGCUCCCAGAACUUCGAAGACAUGAAGCUGUUCUCCUGUGCCAUCGAGGAGGCUCUGUUCAGGCUGCACGCUCAACGAGAUCGAGCGCUCACUUACAAGAUGGAGGAGGUGCAAAUCACGGUGGUGGACGAGCUUUACGUCGAACAAAAUGCCGAGGGUCAUGUGGAAAAACAGAUCGCCCGCGUUCGUCUAUUCUUCUUGGGUUUCCUUUCGGGUAUGCCCGACGUUGAGCUGGGGAUAAACGACAUGUGGCGCCAAGGGAAGGAAGUGGUGGGCAGACACGACAUAAUUCCGGUCGUAACGGAGGAAUGGAUUCGGUUGGAGAACAUCGAGUUCCACUCGUGCGUCCAGCAGGACGAGUAUGAGAAGUCCAGGAUCAUAAAGUUCAAGCCACCCGAUGCAUGCUAUAUCGAACUUAUGAGAUUCCGAGUAAGGCCGCCUAAAAAUAGGGAGCUUCCCCUUCAGCUUAAAGCCGUAAUGUGCAUUACCGGUAACAAGGUAGAGCUGAGAGCAGACAUUCUCGUGCCGGGAUUCGCGUCUAGAAAGCUGGGCCAGGUGCCCUGCGAGGACGUGAUGGUCCGCUUUCCGAUUCCGGAGUGCUGGAUCUAUCUGUUUCGUGUGGAGAAGCACUUCAGGUACGGGUCCGUGAAGUCUGCUCACAGAAGAACCGGCAAAAUCAAAGGUAUCGAGAGAUUUCUGGGCGCAGUCGACACGUUGGAGCCACAGCUGAUGGAAGUUACUUCGGGCCAAGCUAAAUAUGAACACCAGCAUCGUGCGAUCGUCUGGAGGAUGCCCAGGUUACCGAAGGAAGGCCAAGGAGCAUAUACGACCCACCAACUGGUCUGCCGCAUGGCUCUGACUUCGUACGAUCAGAUCCCCGAAAAUCUCUCCGAGUACUGUUACGUGGAGUUCACGAUGCCGGUGACCCAAGUGUCUCACACGACCGCGAGGAGCGUCAGUCUUCAAAACAGCGACAGCGACGCACCGCCGGAAAAAUACGUCAGGAAUCUGUCGCGACACGAGUACAGAGUUGGAAUCGAACACACGCAGGGCGAAGGGCCAGGAGCGUACGUGGCGGCGACGAUCGCGAAAAAGAUCCCCGAAUCGACGCCAGAGGUCGCGGCAGAAGCCUCGGACGCGCCAGCGGAAUCCGACUCGGAUUCAUCCGAAUAAUCGGUGAUCGAAACUGCGUAAGGUAACAUGAAUGUUUGACGCGUACGAAACCGACGAUACGCACUCGCGCGAGCGGUAAACAGUUACUUGCUAAUAUUAGUCGUUAAAAGGACAAACACAUAGAAGCUGCUGUACUAUCGAAGGUCUAUACAAAGAGAGAGAGAGAGAACGAUGCCUGUGAGUCGACACGGGUUGAGGCGUUUCGCGGAUCGUCGUUGGCGGCAGACGAAUUAUCUCCACGCGAAUAAAACGCAACAUACCUUGAUAUAAAAUAAUCGUAUAAUCCGCCAGAAAGCAAAGGUGAUUUCCCCAUAGCUUCGAACGCACAUCAAUAUUAACGGUUACGAUAUCGUUCGCGUUGCUUCGCUCAUUUUGCGUCGACGGGAUCCGUGAAAUGCCCCAUAGCCUCGCGUUCGCGUCGAGUCCGUCGUCUUCACUUGUGAGACAUGAUACACGCGUGCGUGGAACGUGUUCGAUACUGCGCAGAACGGUCUCGUUUCGGGCGUUUCUACGCAGUGUGUGCCACGAGCGGGGCCUUGGCUCGACGCAUAGCAAUUAACGAGAUGUACGUAGAUACGUAUGAAACAAGUAAUUUGUAAGGGUGGACAAUACUGAUUUUACGUUCAGAUUAGCUUACUAAGUAGUAGUACGCGCACGCCGGCGAAAGGCUUUACGAGGCUAUACGUAUGUCGAAGACGAAACGACGUACCCAAGUAAGUCGUCAACGAAUCUGGCAAAAAGAACUUUUCUAUAACCUUUACGAUUCCUUCGUUCAGCUGUAAUUCGAUCAGACUUUAUCGCACCGUUCAGUAUUUUCGAAAAUAUUUCUGUCGUUCGAUUUCUUUCUAAAUGGACGUGAUCGUAUCGCAACAACACGACGAUCAGAGGACAAUAGUUGUUAAUUAAGAGACCCGUUAAAUAUAGGUCGAAAUAUUGUGCGCGCAUAUCUUAUCGUUUGAGCUUGCAGAUGAUCUAUAUCAAAUGUUAACCUAGUCGUUCUUAGAGGGUAGUUUAUCAAAAUUAUUCAUCGGUUAUUAGACACAUAAGAAAAUAAUAAUAGUAAUAAUAAUGAUAAUGAUAAUAAUUAUAAUGAUAAUGCUAAUAAUAUCAAUAAUGAAGGUAAUGAGAAUUUCGCGUGAUGAAGAGAGAGUAUGCGUGGUGUUAGAAUGAACGUGAAAGAUUGCGGUCUAUCUAGUCUUUAACGAUAUUUCAUACUUCUACGCGUGUCAUAUGAUGCAAAAACAGAAUCCGACGCUUUGCAAAUCGAUGUAUUCAAGUCGUAGGCGUAAGUUUACUUUACGAGGAUUAUUUUCUGUCGGUUAUAAUUUAAGCAAAGUCUAAACGCUCGAUUUUAUCAGCGGUGAUCGAACUACGCCGCGGGAAACAGUGACACAAAGGCUUUAGAUCUAAUAGGUAAGAGGGAACGACAGUGAUGUCGUUUCAAUAAUUCCAUAAGGAGAACGAAGACCUAGACACGUAAGUUUCCGUUUAAAUUUAUCAAUUUUUCGUUGAACGUUUGUCAUCCUGCAAAGGAGAUGAGAAGAGUCUAUUCUAGUCCUUAACAUGUAAGAUGAUCGUACGACCGUUCGUGUGCCAGUUCACCGGGUCGUACGUAUCGGUACGUUUAAGUUAGGUUAACGACUAACGGAUAGUUAUGAUCAAUUCAACGACGUUUAAAAAUGUCGGCGGAUAUGCCAAGUAACUAGUAGAUACUUAGCGUUGGUUCACCCCGUUACCCGUGAAUUAUGGAUUGUCGCUCUGAUCCGUGUCAGUGCGAAUCGCGUGUUUCGUCGAACGAUGCAUCGAAUCGUGGACAGACAAUACCGUUCCAUUUUGUGUGACAAGGCAUAGAAUUCUAUUUGUUUUUUGUUUUUGUUUUUUUUGUUAUUGUUGUUGAAAGAAUGUAAAAUUUGACGUAACAUAUCGGAAUGUAGCAGUAAGAAAAAAUAAAACAGCGCAAAGCUUUUCGUUCAGCGGCGCGACGGUCUGUUUACGUUUGAUACAUUAAACGGAUCUCGAGGGAACUUUUCUCGCGAAAAGUUCGUCUCUGGAUAAGACGUUACCAGCUCGUGAUCUCAACUACGCGUAAUAUCGCAUCGUCGUGCGAUAUCCGGGACGACGUUUGUGUAUCUAAAGGGAGAAAAAUCCGAUUUAAACACAUACGAUGCAUAUUAUAAAUAUAUCUUAGGGAUGGUAAUUGAAUUAUAGGUUAUGUGUGAUACCAGCAUGCUUGUCGACACGGUAUUUUUCCAACACCGGACGAGUGUAUACUGUGAACGAACUAAUGCAUCCGAUAAUGCAUUUCGAAAAAUCCUUCGUCCGUGCGAGGAGGUCGUAGUUUGUUUUUGAUCUUUUUUUAUCGAAACAAGCCCAAUACUUUGGAGAACAUUACCUUGAAAUAGAGGAAGGUAGGUUAAAACCGGAUAUGUAAUACAUUUUUUCUUCCAACAUAAAUCGAAAAGAUUUCAUGCUGAACAUUUUAGGCCUAUUUAAAUGUAACUUUUUCAUCCGCUAUGAGGUACAAUAAAAAAAAAACAUACACGCUUCCUUGGUUAAAAAGAGCCGAUUACCUUGAAAAAAUUAAAAAAAAUGACCGUACGCAAAAUACUGUUCUUGCACGAUGUUUCUUCUUCGAAACUAUUUGAAUUAAGCUUGUACUGUCGCGUGAUCUUGUAAAUUGCUAAUCGCAGUUUUCAUCUUAGGGAAACAAUUGUAUCCAGUUUUAACCUGCUAUUCGAUUUUACUCUACUUUUUACUAUAUUACGUUUUGACAACUGCCGAGGCACGUACCGUUAGUGUUGUAUUAUUAUUUCGCAUUAUUCUUUAAUAUAUUAUCUCCUUUUCUAUUAUUCUGUUCUUUUAAUGCAAUCGUUAUCGCAACUAAAUCUUCACACGAAAGUAAGAACUAUGUCGACAUGUUGGACGAUUAAUUUUUUUCGCAAUAGUGAGCAAUAUUACACAUACAUAUAGCGAGCAAUGGAAAUUAAUGAUAAAACACUAUCGGUACAUGCUUCGGUGGUAAAGUAGUUCGGCUCGUUGCGUGGAUAUACAUACAAUGAAAUUAUACUAUGCACAAUUGCACGGUCUCUUACGAUCGGGAGCGUAAUCCUAACCCCUCGAAGGACGAUCGAGGCCGAGACUAUAACUAUGGAAGAUACAGAUCAGAGGCAUUGCUUCAGUUCGUUUCGAAACAAUAAUUGUCCGUUGCAUAAAUGUGAACAAAGCGAAUCUUGUUAAUGCCGAGCCAACGAAACCGACCUUUCACGUUUCGAAGUGUUUUAGUGUUUAAACCAAUCACGGAAAUUCAUGUCUGGAAACAAUGUUGCUGUUGUUAAGCUGCGUCGAUAAGGUAGACUUUACUUUAAUCAUUACGACCUCCGUUGUUACUACUCCUAAGAAAUGUCGCCCCGUUCCGCCGAGUUUAUUCGUUUACCUGCAUAUAAAUAUUAAACUGCGUAGAAAUAUAGAUAUAACCCUGUUGUCUGGAGUCCCUGUAACGAUUUAUUGUAAAGGAAAAAUUAGUAGUGUCGUUGUUGCUCUUCAAUUAAUGUUUAGUGUUUAUGCAGACGAAUCUUAAUCUGAUACAGCAUGUGAGUCGCGUAUAAUAGAAAUGAAUUUUUUCAGUUCGAUCGUUACGAAUUAUUUAACCAUUUCUCACAGCAUCGAGCCACGAAGUAUGGCGAGAUGAGGAUGACCGUGAACAACGAGACUCGAACGUCGAGAUAGAGUACCUCUAAUCUUCGAUCUGUAACUUAUAAAUAUAUAAAUAUAUACAUAUAUAAAUAUAUAAAUAUAUAUAUAUACAUAAACAGAUGUAUGUAACGUCGUAAUGUGUAAUUAUAUGUGUAUGUAUGAUCCGUGAUUGUAAGUUGAUAGUAAUCAGUGAGGUGUAUACAAAGUGACAAACGAGAGAGGGAAGACGUAAUUAAGGGCGGAGGCGUUUACUGCACUCCGAUAUAUGUAUAUUAUAAUUUCGCAAACGAGAGAACGAGAAAAUGAUAACACUCGAAAAUAUAGACAGGAACAAGUGUAACACUGUUAGCUAAUGGUAUUAUUGAUAAAUUCUAUGUAUCAAUAAAUAAUAUAAAAUUGUUUAAGGGUCGAA